AUGGAUACCUACAGAGCACACAACCCACUUCUCUUCGUCUUCUUCCUCACCCUUGUCGCAGGCGGUUUGUCACUUACCUUCAAUUUCAAAAACAGCUGUAGUUACACAGUAUGGCCAGGAACAUUAACAGGAGAUAACAAGGCCCAACUCUCUUCAACUGGUUUCGAGUUGGCCUCUGGAGCUACAAGUUCCGUAGAUUUCACGGCUGGUUGGUCAGGCAGGAUCUGGGGUCGAACAUAUUGUUCAUCUUCAAGUGGAAGUUUUAGUUGUGAAACCGCAGACUGUGGGUCCAGUCAAGUUUCUUGCAAUGGUGCAGGAGCAAAUCCACCAGCCAGCUUGGUAGAAUUCACUAUUGGAAGUAGUAGCACAGAGAAGGACUUCUACGACAUCAGCCUUGUGGACGGAUUCAACUUGCCGGUCUCAGUGGCUCCACAAGGUGGAACCGGUGAUUGCCAAACGGUGGGAUGUUCAGGUAAUGUGAACUCGGUAUGCCCUUCCGAGUUGAGUGUGACGGGUGCUGAUGGUAUUACAAUUGCUUGCAAGAGUGCGUGUGCUGCGUUAGGGAAGGAUGAGUAUUGUUGCACUGGUGCCUAUAAUACGGCUGCCACUUGUCCACCCACGAGCUACUCGCAAAUCUUCGAGGAACAGUGUCCUCAAGCCUACAGUUACGCAUAUGAUGAUGAGACAAGCACAUUUACAUGCGCCGGUGCUAAUUACCUCAUCACCUUCUGCCCUUAGAAAUGGUUGAUGAUUUCAAAAGCUUGGAAUCCAGAAAAAUAAAUGGAUAGA
Messenger RNA from Telopea speciosissima, 789 nucleotides. Its product is annotated as thaumatin-like protein 1b. Gene Ontology annotation, biological process: defense response. The record is from RefSeq and is a predicted model, not a curated record. The transcript has 3 exons. Lineage: Eukaryota; Viridiplantae; Streptophyta; Magnoliopsida; Proteales; Proteaceae. The coding region runs from base 1 to 738 and encodes 245 amino acids. Gene Ontology annotation, cellular component: extracellular region.